AUGUGGCUUCUUGAGAAUGAAGGCGACGUCUUUCAGGGUGAACAACCAUCACUUUAUAAUUGCCGCCAAAUAUGGCUACGGCCUGGAAAGAAGUACCUUCUGGGUCGUGGUAAAGGGGAUAGUAGCAGUGAAGCUGGCGACACAAUAAUCGUUGCCGACAAAACUAUCUCAAGAAAACAUGCCACUAUCCAAAUUGACGCAGUUCCCGAAGGCCAUGGGCCGGUCCAAGGUUACCAUUGAGGAUCUCAAGACCAAAAUCGGCACCGUUGUCAACGGGAAACAGAUCAAGGGACAGAGCUUUGUUCUCUCCGAGGCCUCCAAUUCGUUCAAGCUGGGCCACUUUGCCAAAAUUUUCCGAUUGAAUUGGAAACCCGUGGUUCUGACCUUCAACUUCAGUAACCGUGAGGAGCUGGCGGACCCCUGGUCCAAGCUAAGGGAAAGCCUGGAACAACUGGACAUCAAAUUCAUAUCUGAUUUUGAUGUACAGCACACGACGCACGUCGUCCACAAAAAGCGCAACACCCCACGCGGUCUGCAGGCGCUGAUAAAUGGUCGCUACAUCGUCACGGAUUCUUUCAUCGAGCAGAUCGAGGAGGCUGCCGCACCAGGGGAUGAUGGCGCCCCUAGCCUGCUGGAGCAGGAUUUCAGCACCAACUGGCCUAACCCCCUGGAUCACCUUCCUCCCCGUGGUGAUGAGCCAAGCAUGCGACCAGUGGAAACCUACGAGCCUGACCCGCGAAGAAAGGAAAUUUUUGAAGGGUACACGUUCAUCUUCUACGACCAGACUCAAUACGAAAACCUAAUGCCCAUGAUCACGAAUGGAAAAGGCAAAGCUAUGAUACGCGAGGUUACUCCGUUCGAAACGCAGCCAAACGAGUUCAUUCGCUAUGUCAAAGAAGUGGCGGGAGAGAAAGGCCUGGGCGAGUUCGAGGACGGCAGCGAGGGAAAAGGUGUAGUCGUCGUCCGCUUCGCACCAAAAAAAGAGGGCGAUUUGCGCACUUGGUUUUGGAACUUUGGCACCGAGGUGAUGAAGCGACUAGACCAUCGCAUGAUCGAGGCGAGUGAGUUCCUAGACGCCAUUCUGGCGGUUCAGCCUGGGGUUCUGAGACGGCCGCUUGAGUUCGAACCAUCGCCUGUCGAGACACCUGCCGAGACUGCGCCGCCAGCGCGGGCAAGACGGACGACUAGGGCCCGGACUGCCCAAACCCCUGCUGUCGAGGCUGCCACCGCUAGCAGGCAGAUUCAGCAGCCAACUGCAGAUGCUGAAGAUGUGCAAGUUGCGGGCGAAAUUAGACGGAGCCCAACUCCCCCUCUGCAGAUGACACCACCGAGACCCACAAGGAGGAAGGGCAGAUUCCGGGGCUUCGACACCAGUGAUGACGACGAGAAGCUACCGCCCCCUGAACCCGAACCGUCAGCGCCGCAGUCAGUGCCGCAGGAGGAAUACUCUCAACCGAUGUUCGUCUCACAAGCCUAUGAGUCUCAAGAACCAGGCUCGGUUGAGGCCAUGCGUGACACCCGCUCGACAAGAUCGGGCCGGAAGCGUGCAUACUCGCCAGUGCCCGAGGAUGAAGACGAAGAAAUGGUAGACUCUGCGCCGCUUACAACAACAACAACAACAACAACGAACAAACGCCGGCGGGUAGAGCCGACGCAGAGUUCAACAUCAAGAUUGAGGCAAGCAGUAAUACCCGAAAGCGAUGAUGACGACGACGAAGUAGCUGUCACGCCCAAAUCCCCCGUUGCUGCCCCUGAACCCGCACCUGAGCAGAUGGAAGACAAGCCAACGGUCAAGACUCGCAGAGGUGCCAUCGACACCGAGGUGCUCGACGCGGCAAGGCAGCGAUUGGCCGAGACGGAAGCCAAGGUCAAGAAGGAGGAAGAGCGCUACAAGGUGCCGGAUGACGGCUACACGCUCGAGCAGCUGGCUGAAAUUCGGAAGCUCACUUUGGUUGACGAGAUGCCGGUUCGGAACGUGGGAUCAGGUGCGCGCACGCGCGAGCAGGACAUUGCCGACGGCCGCUGGGACCCGCGCUGGAACGGGAGGCAAAACUUUAAGCGAUUCCGCAAGGCAGUGCCCGGCGGCGACAGGACAGGGCCUCGGGCGCCGGCGCAGAGGAUUCUGGUCGGCUACGUGGAGGAGAAGAACAAGGUGUACGGCAUUGGGGAUGAGUAUUGGCUCGAAGACCCUGCCACUUUGGCACGAAAGAAGUCGCAGAGCCAAGGACAGGGGAGUGCCAGCAGUGCGACUGUGGGCGGGGCAACGACGAGUCCCGUGUCUGUUCAAAAGAGUAGUCGACGGGCAGUCAAAGGCCUUGACAGUCGCGAUGACGCAGACGACGAUGAUUUGAUGGAGAUGGGCAGCAGACGGGUCGAGCCCGAGGAAGAGGAGGAGGAGGAGGAGGAGCCAGUUCUGCCACGCACCAGGAAGGGCAAGGCGGCUGAGAAGGCCGCCUCCCAGCGUUCGCAGCGGCAGACGAGGCAGACGCAGACGCAAGCCGCACUCUCUACAGAAGUAUCCACUACGACGCAGUCGCAACGGACGACGAGGGCAGCUUCAGGGAAGCGAGCGGCCGCAACCUCAAUACCAAAUCCACGGCCGGCAAAGAAGGUGGCUCUUGCAAAGCAAGUCGAAGCCAGUGACAGCGACGACGACGAUGACGACGGCGGUGGGAGAUUUCGAUUUGGGCGGAGGUAG
Pyricularia pennisetigena is the source of this 2698-nucleotide messenger RNA. RefSeq lists its product as uncharacterized. The transcript is spliced from 5 exons. The record is from RefSeq and is a predicted model, not a curated record. Gene Ontology annotation, cellular component: Mre11 complex. Bases 179 to 2698 code for a protein of 839 amino acids. Gene Ontology annotation, biological process: double-strand break repair via homologous recombination; mitotic G2 DNA damage checkpoint signaling. Gene Ontology annotation, molecular function: damaged DNA binding. NCBI's taxonomy places the organism in Eukaryota, Fungi, Ascomycota, Sordariomycetes, Magnaporthales, Pyriculariaceae.